Tigriopus californicus is the source of this 1714-nucleotide messenger RNA. RefSeq lists its product as uncharacterized. The record is from RefSeq and is a predicted model, not a curated record. The coding region runs from base 1 to 1572 and encodes 523 amino acids. The transcript has 2 exons. Lineage: Eukaryota; Metazoa; Arthropoda; Copepoda; Harpacticoida; Harpacticidae. Gene Ontology annotation, cellular component: nucleus. Gene Ontology annotation, molecular function: nucleosome binding; DNA binding.
AUGACCAAGUUCAGUCAACGACUCAAGACUUUAGAGGCCAUUGGGCGGAGCUCCAUUCACCAGAGUCUGGUCACGCCCGCCUCGCACGUGGCCAUGGCUCGAGCUCGAGCCUCGGCCUUGCAAGAUCCCCGGGAAGCCAUGGAUCUGGUCCGGACUUUGGUGCAAACUAAUAUGACACGUGAGAUCAAAGCCGUGAUGAGCAAAUAUGCCGAGGCAUUUUUCCGACCCGCAUUUAAGAAUGCCUUGGCCAAUUUGGGCGAGGAUCGCGUCCCGCCCAACUUGGUGGAGGAGGUGUGUGCUCAAGCCUUGCGCUCGGCAUCGGAGACGCUCUUUGCCACCCAAACAAUGGAGGCUAGUGAAACUCAUCAAAGUGCGGGCUUGAAAAGGCCGAGUGCGGAAUGCGGCGGCCUUCGACCUUUGGGAUCGCCCGUCAAGAAGAAGAAGAAAAAUAGUAAACGCCACGAGCACUUACAUGACCGGAAUUCGAAACCGAAUACGGAUCUCAUUCUCGUGUCAAAGACGGGCAAACCCGUGAGAAGGGAAGGACCCAAAUGGGAGUCCCAUCGACUCUCACCAAACUCGUUGUUCAUUUUGGGUUCCAAAGCGAAUAAGGCCUUGGGAUUCGGACAAACCCGGGGCCGUCUGUAUAUCAAACAUCCCGAGUAUUUUAAGUAUUCUGGCGAUCAGGAGGAUAAGGAAUGGUUAGCCAAGAACCAAUUGAUGACCACCACUGGCGGCAAAGCUUACUUGAUGGUCUUGGAAGACAUCUUGGAACUAGCACAAUCUCCCGAUUACGCGUCUCAUCCCCGACAACAACCGAACGAGCUCAUCGGUUUCACAGUCCCCGAAUUCAUGUUGGCCAAGAUGAAGUGCUUCAUCGAUCAUCUGAAAACCGACCACUCCAUUCCCGACGAGUCUCUGCUCAAGUACGCGGACCAGCAAUUCGCUCUAUGGGAAGAAGCUCGGAAGGGUCUCACGGGAUUGUCUUCCAACUCGUCCUCGGCCGCUCUCGCCAUCAAAUUCGAACCCGAGGGCCCCAAAGUGUCCAACAAGAGUAACGGGAUGCUUCUCUCGAACGCCUCCUCGACCAACAACUUGGAACUCGAUACGGAUGAGGAGCAGAAAGUUCAGGUCCAAGAGAUCCUCAACGAGAUCAAGAAAGAGGAAGCUGCCGUGGCCGCAGCUUCGGUCAGCGAUUCGGUCGCCACGGCCUCGAGCUCCGGGGGGGCCGAAGAUGUGGAUUUGGGCUUUUUGCACGGCAUGAACUUGAAUCACUUGGUCCGGGAAUUUGAACUAGAUGCCUCGGGAAGUGCGGCUGAACACUUGUCGGGUCUGUUGUCUUUGGCUGCCGAUGACGUGAGUGGCGAGGAGGUCUUUCCGGAUUUAGUGCAUGAACCCGACGAUCUGGGGCCGAAUGCGGACAAGGUCAACAAGUCGAAUUCGGACAGCGAGAAUUCUGCUAAAUUUGCAGGUGAACACCGCGAGGUAAAUACAUCUGGCACUACGGUGAAUGGCGGGUCAGUGGCCUCGAAUACCACCCUUGAAGCUUUGGACAGCCUUCAGUUUCCUUGACGGCAGAUUCUCUCUCAAUCAAUCCGCUCCACUAAAUAGAAUCCACAAUUAACAUGCUCUCUUUCAUGCUCCAUUUUCACUUGUAGUUUUGCGCUUGCGAAAAAUUCAUACGGCAUUUCAAUAAAAUGGUCAUUCAAUGAAA